AUGGCUCGUCUGGGAAGGUUAGGCUUCCUGGGACUUGCCGUCCUAUUUCACUUGAUUUACAUAUAUUCGAUAUUCGACAUAUAUUUUGUUUCCCCAAUUGUUCAUGGCAUGCAACAAUACCAUGUUGAUGCUCCAGCACCAGCGAAGAGACUGUUCUUGAUUGUUGGUGAUGGCCUUCGCGCCGACAAAUGUUUUCAAUCCCAUGAUGACCCGGAUUAUCCUUCAGAAAAUCGCUACCUCGCCCCUUUCAUCCGAUCCAAGGUUUUGAACGAUGCUACCUUCGGUGUUUCUCACACCCGCGUACCUACGGAAUCUCGACCCGGACAUGUAGCGCUUAUUGCCGGAUUAUACGAGGAUGUCUCUGCCGUCACAACUGGUUGGAAACUUAACCCAGUGAAUUUCGACUCGGUUUUCAAUGAGAGUCGGCAUACUUGGUCCUGGGGAUCACCGGAUAUCCUGCCAAUGUUUAAGCAUGGGGCCAGCGAUGAGAGCAGAGUGGACGCAUUUUCGUAUGAUGAAGAGAUGGAGGACUUCACGGCUGAUUCGACUAAUCUUGAUAUUUGGGUCUUCGACCGCGUCAAGGAGCUGUUCGAAUCAGCUGCGCGCAACAACACCAUCAACACGAUGCUCCGACAGGACAAGGUUGUCUUCUUCCUCCAUCUCCUUGGCUUAGAUACCGCCGGUCAUUCCUACAGACCGUACUCCGCCGAGUAUCUCCGAAAUAUCAAGGUUGUCGAUGAAGGUGUCCAGCAGAUCCAUAAGCUUGUUAAUGACUUCUAUGGAAAUGAUGAUAAGACUUCAUGGAUAUUCACUGCCGACCACGGCAUGAGUGAUUGGGGAUCUCAUGGGGAUGGGCAUCCAGACAACACUCGUACUCCUCUUGUUGCAUGGGGUGCUGGUAUCAAAAAGCCGGUAGCAUCCAAGGUACUGGAGGUGACGGGUCAUGAAGAUGGUUUUUCUGGUGACUGGGGACUAGGCGCUGUACAGAGAGUAGAUGUCGCACAAGCCGACGUAGCUGCGCUUAUGGCGUAUCUUAUUGGAUUGAACUUUCCGGUGAAUUCUGUUGGGGAGCUUCCACUAGAAUACCUCGAUGCAAAUGCCUCAAUGAAAGCAGAAGCAUCUUUGGCGAACGCAAGGCAAAUUCUCGAAAUGUACAAGGUCAAAGAAGAACAGAAGAAGUCCACAACACUGCGAUACACCGCUUUUGUACCACUAAGCGAGGGCAAGCAGUCUCUUGAAAGCCGUUUCGCAGAAAUCCGGGGGCUUAUCGAUAGCGGAUCACAUGAAAGGGCUAUUGAAAAGUGUGUGGAGCUAAUCAAGGUUGGUCUAGAAGGCCUUCGGUACCUCCAAACGUAUGAUUGGCUUUUUCUACGGACCCUAGUCACUGCGGGGUAUCUGGGAUGGAUCGCAUUCUCGCUCACAACAGUUAUUGACCUGCAUGUGCUCCACGGAAGAACCGAGCCUACCCGAAAUAUUGGGAGCUCUAUAUUCUUCAUUUCGAGCCUGGUGGCUAUUUAUUCUGUCCUUAUGAUCCAAAAGUCUUCCUGGACGUAUUAUGCAUACGCCUUUUUCCCGGUCAUGUUCUGGGAGGAGGUAUAUGCGAGGAAAAAUUCAGUUACCGAAGGGACCAGGAAGCUUGUGGCACAUCUGGACUCGCGGAGCGCAUAUAUGGGGUUGGGUGCCGAGAUAAUCGGAUUUCUUGUGUUACUAGAAGCCAUAGUAUAUGGAUACUUUCACCGUGAAGUCUUUACGGGAUGUUUCCUCCUUGCAACUGCCUGGCCCCUGCUCUAUGGGUCCGACUUUCUCCGAAAAAACAAGUUAUUGGCCGCAGGCUGGAUAGCAUGCUGUUGCUCGAUGAGCACUUUUACUUUGCUGCCUGUGAUCAAGCAGGAGAGUGAAAGUUUGAUAUUGCUAGGGGGGUUUUUCAUGUUUUCCCUGGGGUUGGUUUACAUGACGUUCGGAGAAACUGCUGCCAAUGGCAGUGACGGGGCCCAAGUAGCUAGAGGUCAAGAUUGGGUAUCAAAGUCCAUUUUAGGAUCCCAGCUUGGGCUGCUUGGGCUCUCCAUGUUUGUGACGAGAUCCAGCGUCAGAUCUCUGCAAGCGAAAUUAGGUCUGCCUCUUGGAAACCAAGCUGUGGGGUGGCUUGUGCUCGUCUCCUCAAUUGCUUGUCCGUUCCUGCAUGGAAUUCGACCCCAGAGCCAUUACCUCCAUAGGCUAAUGGCCAUCUUCCUCACCUUUUCGCCCAUAUUUGUAAUCCUUAGUAUUUCGUAUGAAGGGUUAUUCUACGUGAUUUUUUGCCUUACGCUGGUUGCCUGGGUCCAGUUGGAGCACAAAAUCCACCAGCACUCGCACCGAAAGAUGCAGGAGGGACUAACCCUUGCUGAUGCAAGGAUCGCACUGUUCUUCUUCUUCUUGAUUCAGGUGGCGUUCUUCGGAACUGGCAACGUUGCUUCAUUGUCGUCUUUCUCUCUAGAGAGCGUAUAUCGCCUUAUACCCGUGUUUAAUCCCCUCGCAAUGGGGGCGCUUUUGGUUUUAAAGCUGAUGGUUCCGUUCGCGGUGAUCUCAGCGAACCUUGGGAUACUGAACAGGAGGAUCGGAGUGGCACCAAGCUCUCUGUUCAUGGUGGUCAUGGCCAUAUCAGAUGUCCUAACACUCAACUUCUUCUAUAUGGUUCGGGACGAAGGGAGCUGGUUGGACAUUGGCACGACCAUCAGCCAUUUCUGCAUAUCGAGCAUGUUGGGAGUUUUCGUCUCGGCAUUGGAGUUCAUGAGCGAGGUUUUUGUUGGGGGGGUUAGCAUGGAGGGCGGGAAUGCCAUGCCCUCCUCUCCCUCCUCUCCUGCCUCGAAGGGUGGUGCAAGAGUUGAGAAUGGGGAAUCCACGAGAGGCUCGAACGGAGAGGUUGCCAAUGGGGCCUCUUGAGAGAGGGGGGGGAAAUAUCAUUCCGUUGGGAAAGGGUUUUAUCUAUCACAUCUUGCCCAUAGUGUUCAUACCUGGUGUGCGUAAUUUUAGAGGUGUGAGAUAUUAUCACAGUUAUGGUAACUG
Messenger RNA from Tuber melanosporum (Perigord truffle), 3042 nucleotides. RefSeq lists its product as uncharacterized. NCBI's taxonomy places the organism in Eukaryota, Fungi, Ascomycota, Pezizomycetes, Pezizales, Tuberaceae. The record is from RefSeq and is a predicted model, not a curated record. Gene Ontology annotation, biological process: GPI anchor biosynthetic process. Gene Ontology annotation, molecular function: mannose-ethanolamine phosphotransferase activity. The transcript is spliced from 10 exons. The coding region runs from base 1 to 2919 and encodes 972 amino acids. Gene Ontology annotation, cellular component: endoplasmic reticulum membrane.